AUGUGCGAGCACCAGUUCAUCACCGUUUUCCUUGCUGCCUCCUCCCUAGCUGGCUCGGCCCUCGCCAUCUGCCCAGGCUUCAACUACGGCAUUGGCAACCAGCAGAAGCUCGGCAAUGGCAUUAGCAGGUGGACCGUCUACGACGAUAGCUGCAAGGCCGUGGAUGGCCUCACAACUACGAAGAACCCGUGCACGCAGGGUAUCUUCGGCUGCUCUGGCUCGCCGAUCAAGUUCAACUCCUACAAGAGCACAUUCACUGGCCUUAAGUGA
Messenger RNA from Didymosphaeria variabile, 270 nucleotides. RefSeq lists its product as uncharacterized. Lineage: Eukaryota; Fungi; Ascomycota; Dothideomycetes; Pleosporales; Didymosphaeriaceae. The transcript is spliced from 2 exons. The coding region runs from base 1 to 270 and encodes 89 amino acids. The record is from RefSeq and is a predicted model, not a curated record.